Molecule: messenger RNA, 1842 nt
Organism: Beta vulgaris subsp. vulgaris (sugar beet)
Lineage: Eukaryota; Viridiplantae; Streptophyta; Magnoliopsida; Caryophyllales; Amaranthaceae
Product: dolichyl-diphosphooligosaccharide--protein glycosyltransferase 48 kDa subunit
Exons: 13
Coding region: 97-1440 (447 amino acids)
Cellular component (GO): endoplasmic reticulum membrane; oligosaccharyltransferase complex
Source: RefSeq, a predicted model, not a curated record
GCUAACACAGCCCUAUAGGCUAUAGUGUGAUGUACUGAUUUUGCUGGGGAAGAACUUUCAACUAAACUGAAGUAAAACCUCCAAAGAUCUUCUCACAUGGGAUCUAAAACUAAAACCCUAACAAUGGCGAAACUCUCACUCUGCUACUUCACCAUUUUCUCUCUCCUCCUUUCACUCUCUACCGCUUUCGAUCCAGAAAAGCCGUCCGAUCGACGCCUCCUCGUCAUUUUGGACGAUGCAUCUCUCAAUUCUUCUCACUCCAUUUUCUUCAAUUCUCUGAAAUCUCGCGGUUAUAUCCUUGAAUUCAAGCUUGCAGAUGAUCGCAAAAUCGCUCUUCAACGUUAUGGCCACUACUUGUACGAUGGACUCAUUCUCUUCUCACCUUCUGCUGAGAGUAUCGGAGAUGGAUCGUUGAAGUUGAAAGAUGUAUUGGACUUCGUUGACUCUGGUCAUGAUUUGAUUCUUGCUGCGAAUGUCAAUGCAUCUGAUUUCAUUCGUAAUAUUGCUUCAGAAUGUGGUGUUGAUUUUGAGGAUGAUACAUCAGCUGUGGUUAUCGAUCACACCAGCUAUUCUGUGACAGAAACUGAUGGGGAUCAUUCAUUGAUUGCCAGUGACAGUUUUGUCAAAUCUGAUGUGAUUUUAGGAAGAGAGAAGAUUGAGGCUCCUGUGCUGUUUAGAGGAAUUGCACACUCAAUAAAUGCUGCCAGUAGCCUGGCAUUCAAGGUUCUUUCAGCUUCACCAGCAGCAUAUUCUGCUGACCCGAAUUCCAUGGUGUCAAAGCCUCCAGUCUUGAUCGGGACUUCCAUCUCUCUAGUUUCCGUUGUCCAGGCUAGAAACAAUGCUCGAGUCCUGAUUUCUGGCUCUUUAGAUAUGUUUAGUAACCGAUUUUUCAGGUCUCGUGUCCAAAAAGCUGGGAGCUCAAUUAAGUAUGAAAAAUCUGGUAAUGAACAAUUCUUGACGGAGUUAAGUAAAUGGAUGUUCCAUGAGAGGGGUCAUCUAAAGGCUGUCAAUGUCAGACAUCAUAAACUUGGGGAAACAAAUGAACCUUCCAUCUAUCGCAUCAACGAUGAACUGGAAUACUCUGUUGAGAUGUAUGAGUGGUCUGGUACUAGCUGGGAGCCCUAUGUAGCAGAUGACGUGCAAUUGCAGUUCUACAUGAUGAGCCCCUAUGUAUUAAAGACCUUAUCUAAUGAUAAGAAGCAGGGCUUAUUUCAUACAUCAUUCAAAGUUCCUGAUGUUUAUGGGGUUUUCCAGUUCAAGAUUGAGUAUCAGAGACUUGGUUAUACAAGCUUGUCUCUUACAAAACAGAUUCCAGUGCGGCCAUACAAGCACAAUGAAUAUGAAAGAUUUAUACCGGUGGCUUUUCCAUACUACGGAGCUUCAUUUUCAACGAUGGCUGGCUUCUUUGUCUUCAGUAUUCUUUUCCUGUACCAUAAGUAGAGCUCUUUCUCCGGGCUAUAUCAUUAGGGCUAUUAUCUUAACAUGAAUACAGUCUGCGCUGCGGCCUGCGAGGAUCAGUUCAUGGUUCUAUGACCUUCAUUAUCUGAUGCAUUGCACGACGUUCAUAGUUAACAUGAUACAUUUUGGCUAUAUAAGAAGCGAUCAGUGGCCUAUAUGCAUUAAAGAUCAGAAAACCAGAUUAUGUUAGCAAAGGUACUUUAUGUUCUUUUCUUUUUUCUUUUUUGGGAUAGAAUUAGACAGAGUAUUUAGCUAAUCAAAGUAACUUUAUAGAUACCCGGUGAAAUAGACUGAUGUUUGUGGAAACUCUUCCCCUCUUAUUUUUUCUGUGUCCUGUUUUUUUGGGGUGACAAUAUUUCAACAAAUGCAUACUAAUUAUUCUGA